Molecule: messenger RNA, 1102 nt
Organism: Merops nubicus (carmine bee-eater)
Lineage: Eukaryota; Metazoa; Chordata; Aves; Coraciiformes; Meropidae
Gene: SLC67A1
Product: solute carrier family 22, member 18
Exons: 9
Biological process (GO): transmembrane transport
Molecular function (GO): transmembrane transporter activity
Source: RefSeq, a predicted model, not a curated record
AUGAAGGCCCAGGUCAGCUCUGGAGGUGAGGACCAAGCCUCAGGAGUGAGGAGCAAGACCCUGGGGGCACGUGGCCCCUUGGGUGAGGCCAAGCAGGGACGAGUGAUCCUUGCUACCUACCUGAUUGUCACCCUGGAGAUGACCUUCCUCUUCAUGCAGAUGGGAGUCAUGCCUUACUUGGCAAAAAGCCUGGGUUUGGAUUCAGUGGGGUUUGGCUACCUCCAGACAACCUUUGGUGUCCUCCAGCUCGUGGGAGGUCCCAUUUUUGGAAGGCUUGCAGAUCGUUUUGGCACCCGAGCAGCCUUAAUUCUCUCAUGUGCCUCUGGAAGUGUCUUCUUCCUGCUCCUGUCCAUCUCCACCAGCAUCCCCCUGCUGUUCCUCUCCAGGCUGCCAGCGGUGUUCAUGCACGGGAUGCCAGGUGCUCAGAAGGUUAUUACAGACCUGACCACUCCUUCCCAACGUGCUGAUGCCUUGGGGAAGCUGGGCCUUUGCUUUGGAAUAGGCAUCAUCGUGGGCUCUGUUCUGGGAGGUGUCCUCUCCACCAAAUUUGGCAUUUUUGCUCCUAUGUACGUCGGGCUGGUGGGAAGUCUCAUCCAAACCAUGAUAGCAGUGCUGUGGAUCCCUUCACAAACUAAACCAAAGUCAGACCAUCAUGUGAUGGAGCACAGCACAUCACAGUCUGGCAGCGUGUUUAGCAUCAGAGAAAUCCUACGCCUGAUGAAGUUUCCUGGAGUAACGGAAGUUUUCCUAAUCAAGGUCUUUGCUGGACUUCCCCUAGGUUUGUUCCUCAUUAUGUUUUCCAUCAUCUCCAUGGAUUUCUUUGGCUUGGAAGCAGUGGAGUCUGGAUACCUGAUGUCAUAUUUUGGUGUCCUUCAGAUGGUUGUCCAGGGUCUGGUCAUUGGAAAACUCACUCACCACUACACAGAGGAGACCCUGCUCAGGCUCAGCAUCUUCGUCUUCGCCAGCGUGGGGCUUGGCAUGGCCCUGAUGAGGACCGUGUGGCACUGGUGCAUCGUCGCGGUGCCGAUGGUGUUUGCCUUCAGCAUGCUGGGCACCAUCACUGACAGCAUCCUCACCAAGGCUGUCCCCUCCUCUGACACAG